Colletotrichum aenigma is the source of this 288-nucleotide messenger RNA. Its product is annotated as putative ATP-dependent helicase. NCBI's taxonomy places the organism in Eukaryota, Fungi, Ascomycota, Sordariomycetes, Glomerellales, Glomerellaceae. The coding region runs from base 1 to 288 and encodes 95 amino acids. The record is from RefSeq and is a predicted model, not a curated record. The transcript is spliced from 4 exons.
AUGUCGAUCGGAACGGGGGCUGUAGGAUUGAACCUCACGGCUGCUAACUACGUACACAUAGUGGAGCCUCAGUGGAACCCUUCUGUAGAAGAGCAAGCCAUCGCACGAGCUCUACGGAUGGGCCAGACACGGGAGGUCACUGUCCUGCGGUACGUCGUGCAGCGUACUGUUGAGCAGAAUAUUACGCACCUCCAAAAGAAGAAGAAGAGCGUUGCCAAAUUCAUGUUUAAUGUUGGCGCAGCAGAGGAACUAGACGGAAAGCUGGAGAUCUUGAUUCUAGUCCAAUAG